AUGAAGGACGAUUCUCGAACUGAAGCACGCAGCAGCCCUCAAUCAAUAUGCAGUGCAUCUAGUGCUAGACCUCAAUCGCCUCCUGCUGCUGGAACCAACCAUGAUAAACCUCAGUCGCCUGACGGUGAAGCCAGCAAUGGCCCUCAAUCGCCUCGAAUUGUUGAAGAAGGUGAAAUUCCCCAGUCAACUGGCAUUGGCACCUGCCACGAAGUGGAUCAACAUGAGACGCCUAAGUCACCGGAACAGCAAGAACUGAACCCUGAACAGCAGCCGCAAGCGAUUGCUGAAAUCAGUGCGCGAAAGGAAGCAGUAAGUUUCUUGUAUAUUUGGGACCAUAAUGUUAUUUUUGUUUUAUUUCGAGCACUCGCUUUGGCGCAAAAUUUGACGGAAAAUUCAGGCCUGGUGGUUUAUUGGAAGGAUUAA
This is a messenger RNA of Gongylonema pulchrum, 423 nucleotides long. The record is from the annotation of a GenBank genome assembly. NCBI's taxonomy places the organism in Eukaryota, Metazoa, Nematoda, Chromadorea, Rhabditida, Gongylonematidae.